AUGUUACCAUUAAACCAGCCUUUACCGCUCUCCACUGAGAUCACCAUGCAAUCCUUGAUGAAGGAAGCAUCCAAUUAUCUAGAUUCUGGUAGACUCAAGAUUUCCUAUGAACUGUACAUUGAAGCACUGCUAUCUGCCAUCAAAGAAUUCAAGCAGCUGGAAUUCAUUGAUCAACGUGUAGUCGUUGAGAACAACAACUUGGCCUCUGUAUUCACCUUGGCUCAUACAUGCUUGAGACAUGCUAAAACCAUCUCUUCCACCAAAACCACAAACAAGCAACAUCGUCCUCCAGUGCCACCAAAACCAUCCAACCUCAAAAUCACGUCUCCUCCUCCUCUGCCUGUCCGACCUGUCCUCAUGGCAAGAGCAAAGUCGAAGCCUGAAUUUGUAAAGAAUUACAGCAGCACAGCACAUCUGUAUACCGACGAGGAGGAUGAUGAGGAAGGGGAAGAAGAAGAAAAUGAUAUCGAUGACUAUUCGGAAUACGACGAUUCAGACGGCUAUGAAGAAGAGGAGGAGGAGGAAGAUCACAUCACUGUAAAUAACAAACUGAAAGCACAACAAACAAGAAAGGCCUCUGCUCCUUCACUCAAAAUACUCAGAGGAGGCAGCAGUAGCAGACCCAAAAUACCACGCAGAUCAUCCACGUCGAAUUUAGCAAGCACAUCUGCUCCAUCUUCCCCGCUCUCCACUGUCUCCAACCCGCUCAAUGCUGUUAAAUCCUUCUUGUCAUUACCAGGCUCAAUGGCAUCUCACACCUCCAGUCGAACUGGAAUGUAUUCCAUGGCCAUGGAUUCCGAUGGCAUAGCAAUACAAAGUGGCGAUGAUAUCUUUCUAUUGGCAAACAGUACCAUUGAUCCCCAUGUGUUGAUCACUGUGCAAACCAGCAACAGCGACAGUCUAUCCACAACCACUGGGAACAAUAACAGUUACUUACCCAUGAUUCCGCAAGCGCCUUUGGUGACAGUGUAUCAAUCACUUCAAAAGCAACUGGAGGAAGCACUCACACUGAAGAAACAGCAGCGUCAAGGAGAUGUUGUCUAUGCCAAUCAGCAAGUACUGGACAUACAGGCCUCGCUGAACAGAGUGCGUAAUAUACACAUGUCUGCCACCACAGUGCCAACCAUUCUUCAGUUUCAGCCGGUUUUGAUAGCCUAUCAACUCACACUGAUUGAUUCCACCAUCUUUCGCAACAUUCCAAUGGAUGCCAUCUUAUCCCAUGCGCCCAAAACACCGCACCCUUCCAUCGUAGCAUCCACAGACUUCUUCAACUACCUCACUCGUCUGAUUGAACAUGCCAUCUUAUUGCAGCAAGAUGCAUCUGGAAGAGCACAGCACAUCAAUCAUUGGAUCAAAGUCGCUGGUAAAUGCCAUGAGCUCAAGAAUUAUCAAACCCUGAAAGCAGUGAUAUCUGCCUUGGGAACACCGCCUAUUCAGCGCUUAAAGAGGUCUUGGCAAUUUAUACCGAAAAAGAGCCUGCAGCUGUUGGAGGACCUCAAUGAUUUCAUGUCGGAAGCCUCCAAUUACGGAAAAUACAGACAGCGUUUGGGAUUGUCUCAAUCUGGAACCCACGAGGAUGAAGUCAAGUACCGAGCAGGAGUAGGAGCAGGAGCAGAUCAGGAUGUACUCAAUCCACCUAUAGUGAAAAAGACCAGCACUCGAAAAAAUUCAUUCAGUGAACCCACAGUGCCAUUCCUGGGUCUCUUUAUACAUGACAUGACCUACCUAGUAGCAGCACUAUCCAAGAAGAAACAGCAACAACACAACAGUGAUUGGUCAGUUACUACGCCAACAAAUGCUACAGUAAACAGCAUACAGCAGGAUCCAAGAGUGUCCGAGCUUUUGAGAUUGUUUAAAAACUUGCAGAGAAGUCCUCCUUAUUCACCCAAUUUAUCUGCGUCCUGUAUCAAGGAUUUGACCAAGAACAGAAAGCGCAAAUUGUCACAUGCACUCACGCGAACAACAGCCAUGAAACGGGCUCCAGCUUAUCAUCAGGAUGACAGUGAUGGUGAACUUGGCAUCGAAAUGCAGCAGUGCCUGGUGACCCAAUAUUUGUUGACUCGAUCUUGGGUCAGUGAAAAGACGGUCGAUGAACUGAGUCUUGUUAGAGAACCUACCAAGAGGAGUGUGUCUGUGACAGACUCGCUAGCGAGCAGCCAUCAUCACCAUCAUGCAUCACAGCAUCAAGUGCCUCCACCACCUCCACCACUCAUGACCCAUUCUGUUAGUCUAACAACCCAUGACCAGCAACAACAGCAGCAAGGCGGAUUACGCAGUAGCUCGGGUAGCUUUACAAGUGGAGGCAGCAAUAGCUCUAAUAGUAGACCUAUCAGUCUAGAAGAUGAACAGCAUGAAAAUGAUGUGCUGGAUAGAAAGAAUACUGGAUUUUGGCUGUUUGGUAGAAAGAGUGCAGAUCAAGGCUAUCUCAAAGAAGCAUCUGCUUACGGAACAAUGCAGAGAUCACCCAGACACUUUUCGUUUGAGGAUUUGAAUGCUAAUGCGACCACCCGCAAACAGCCCUCUGCAGUAACAACCUUAGACGGCACCUGUCGUAUGCAUCGAGAAGGAUCUCAAGGGUCUUUGGCAUCCUCCAUAUUUCGAAAAGAGUUUUGGAAAGGCAGUAAUGGUAAUAACAACGAUAAACAGCAAUUGCAGCAAAGAGCGCCCUUGUUGAGUUUCCACAGCGAUCCUUCGUUUAUGCAGCAGAGAAAGGGCUCUUCUUCCAUGCUAGUUCAUCCCUCUCCUUCCACUUCUUCCUCUACGACUACGUCGGUGGCAAGCAAACCAAUGAAUAACAAGAAUCUCAGGCACGUAUUGUCUUCUCCUCAUCCAUUAGACUCGCCUUCAGCAACAGCAGCAUCAACAACAGCCACACCUUCAUCUGAAAUAUCUAGUUUUAGCUGGGAUUAG
Molecule: messenger RNA, 2910 nt
Organism: Mucor velutinosus
Lineage: Eukaryota; Fungi; Mucoromycota; Mucoromycetes; Mucorales; Mucoraceae
Exons: 4
Coding region: 1-2910 (969 amino acids)
Biological process (GO): small GTPase-mediated signal transduction
Molecular function (GO): guanyl-nucleotide exchange factor activity
Source: RefSeq, a predicted model, not a curated record